AUGCGGCAAAACUGGGUUUUAUACUAUUUUUCGUUUUUGGUAGUGAUUUCGGAUGUUUUCGCGGAGGAUUUGGUGGAUUUGAGCAAAAAAGUUGUGGCGGCUGUGAAUUGUGGUGGGUUUAGGGGGGAAAUCAAAAUUUGGGCAUAGCUUCCGCAUCUCAGCCAGAUUUCUAGCAAUUUUCCAGCCAGGAAAUGACAAUUGAAUUUUUCGAAUACGAAAUUUCGUCCAAAAAUUACUGCAAAUCACAAAAUUCACAGAUUUUCAACUCAAUUUUCAGGAGGAGACGAAACUCUCGGAGCCUAUAAUAUUUUAUACGAAAAAGAUACGUCAAACGCAGGAACCGCAUCAGAUCACGGAACUCAAUUCGUAUUUCCCAAUGCAAAUCCAAAAGAUGUUGAAAUUUAUCAAACUGAAAGAUGGAGCGAUUCAAAUUUCGAAUAUAAUUUCCCACUUAAAGAAGCAGGUUUCUAUGUGAUAAUUUUGAAAUUCAGCGAAGUUUAUUUCAAAAGAUCGCAUCAAAAAGUGUUCGAUGUUUCGAUAAAUAAUCACUUGGUUGUGGAGAAUUUGGAUAUUUUUCAAAAAGCUGGAGGAACUGGUUAUGGUUAUGAUGUUUAUGUGCAAGUUAAGAUAAGUCGAAAUGAGGAAAAUGGAAGUGAUGAGAUUUUGAUUGGUGAAGAUCAGGUUCAGAAAUAUUAUGGGAAUUUGAAGGUGGAAUUUUUGAAAGGCGCUGCUGAUAAUCCGAAAAUUAAUGCGAUUGUUGUACUAAAAGGUAGGCUUUUAGAAAUUCGAGGUUUUACCUUCUCUUCGUUUAACUACAGCUAGGUAAUUACAAUUUUACAGGAAAAUUGCAUGAAAUGCCAAAAGCUCCUGAGCCAGUUACACCAACUGCUGAAGAAGAAGAGGAAGAGCGUUAUGAGGUAAUACUAAGCCUAUACCUAGAUCUAAAGCCCUUCCUUCCCACCUCCCGCUCCUAAAAUCACCUAUUUUUAGCCGCCUCCAACCCAACAUCACCAAAAUACCGAAUAUGAUCAAGAAUACGAGGAAACCUACGAAGAAGCGCCGCAAACUUCUGACGAAUUAAAUCCAUUUGAAAGAGAACUCGACUUCAAAUACAUUGCAAUUAUCCUAAUUAUCAUUAUUUUUAUCCCAGUGCUUUAUUUGAACAGAAAUCAACGAGUUUAA
This is a messenger RNA of Caenorhabditis angaria, 1182 nucleotides long. The record is from the annotation of a GenBank genome assembly. NCBI's taxonomy places the organism in Eukaryota, Metazoa, Nematoda, Chromadorea, Rhabditida, Rhabditidae.